Molecule: messenger RNA, 1002 nt
Organism: Trichoderma virens Gv29-8
Lineage: Eukaryota; Fungi; Ascomycota; Sordariomycetes; Hypocreales; Hypocreaceae
Exons: 1
Coding region: 1-1002 (333 amino acids)
Molecular function (GO): hydrolase activity, acting on carbon-nitrogen (but not peptide) bonds, in linear amides
Source: RefSeq, a predicted model, not a curated record
AUGGCCUGGAAACCCCUUGCCAAAACUAUACAUCACGUCCAUUAUGGGUCGGAUAAUACAUUCUACACAUUUUCCAAAGAUCACAAGCCGUCCCUCACAGUUGACUCAGGCACCGAAGUGAGCUUUGACAAUACCCAUGCUGGAUUCGUGAACCUCACUAGAGAGUCGACCACAGCAGAUGCUGUUGCAUUAAACAUACAAUCUCCGAAAGACUUGGAGAAGCUCAUAGGGCAACUUUAUGUGAACGGUCCAGUCUAUGUAAACGGAGCCGAACCUGGCGACAUUCUCAAGGUUGAGAUCCUUGAACUGCAGACUGGUACUUGGGGAUGGACUGUUGUUAUCCCUGGAAUGGGAUUAUUGCAAGACGAAAUACCCGGACCUCAUGUCAUGACCUUUGAUCUUCCCAAUGGUCAAGAUUUUGCAGUGUUCAAGCCUGGUAUUCACAUCCCAAGACAGCCAUUCUACGGUACUAUGGGUGUGGCCCCAGCGGAAGGCGAGCAGUUUGCUCUAUAUCCGCGCAACGACAUAGGCGGCAACUUUGACUGUCGGUACUUGGGUGAAGGCUCAACUUUGUUUCUCCCAGUCAACGUGCCUGGAGCACUCUUCGCUGUUGGCGAUGCGCAUUUCUCCCAAGGCGACGGCGAGAUCUGUUGCACAGCGUUGGAGACGACGAUGCGCUCGCGAAUGCGAUUAAGUGUCAUCAAGGGCAAAGGGAAGUUGGCUGGCCCUCACUAUGAGACAAAUCCCGAGAGGGUGAAACAGAUGGUGAGCGUUGCCAGCAAGGGAGAGCACGGAGCGCUUAUGACGGGCAACGAUCGCGACACGGUGGUUAAACAAGCUGUCUGGGAAAUGCUGCGGUGGCUGGAGGAAGAAAAAGGACUCACUUCGGUGGAGGGUUACAUGCUGUUUAGUAUUGUUGGCAAUCUCAAAAUGAUGCAUGAGAUUGGGCUUGGCGUUUACACAGUGUCUGCAAGUAUUCCGCUGGGAAUUUUUGUCGACUGA